CGCUGAUAUCUAAACAGAUGGGUGACCGGAAAAUAUGUUGGAUAUGUUGAACUGUUGAUAUUUGAGCAUUCGAAAUAUUUUGAUUGGCGAGUGACGGGAAAGGUUGAUUGUUUUUUUACAAUAAUAAUAGCUCCAAUAAGAGGAUGGCAGUCUCAGUGAUAGGAAGAAGACUUCGUGCUACAGUGCCGGUGAUCGGGAAAACAAAUUUACCGAUCCUUACAGUCGCCCGGUUACUGUCAACGUCAAGAAUAUGUCGGAACAACGAAGGAUUUCUCAGCAAAUUGGGAGUCAGAACUAUGGAGCAAACGAAACAACCACACUCUCGAAUGUUAUCAGACAAAAAGGCUAUUUAUGCUCUUUACACACACAACAUACGACCUGAUUCCAUCGACAAAUAUUUUGCCAAUUAUCAAGAACACGUUAAUCUGAUUCAUUCCAAAAAAAAUGAGCUACAAUGUGAAUUAGUUGGUUCCUGGACUGUUGAAGUUGGAGAUCUAGAUCAAGCUCUUCAUCUUUGGCAGUACAAUGGAAGUUUUGAACGAGUAGAUAAAGCUCAAUUGGUUUUAUCCAAAGACGAGUCUUAUCAACGAUUACUCAGGGAACGUGGCAAUUUUUUGCGAUCUCGGCAUUUGCAAUAUGUAUAUCCAUUCAGCUAUUGGCCUGAAGCAGUUAAAAGAGAGGGUCCAAAUAUAUAUGAAAUACGUAGCUAUAGAUUGAAACCAGGGACAAUGAUUGAAUGGGCUAAUAAUUGGGCAAGAGGCAUAACAUAUAGAAGAAAUAAUGAUGAACCUUUUGCUGGUUUCUUUUCACAAAUAGGACGGCUUUAUAACGUUCACCAUAUUUGGUGUUACAAGGACCUUCAGUCAAGAACAGAAACUCGAGAAAGUGCUUGGCGUUCACCGGGAUGGGAUGAAUGUGUAUCUUAUACUGUUCCACUGAUACGAGAGAUGCACAGUCGUAUUCUCAAACCUACGUCUUUUUCACCCACUCAAUAAAUUCAAUGGGUUAUUUUUUAAUGACAAACAGUCAUCCAGCAAGUAACAUUCUUUAUUAAUUUUCAUGUGAAUAUUAUUACGAAUCACUUUUAUUUUUUUUAAUAAUCAUUUUUUCUGUCAAUUAAAUUUUUAUGUCUAAAUGUACUCAUACGUAGGAUUGUGAUUGUGAUCACUGAUUUAUCUUAUAGAAAUAUUGAAGGAAAAGGAAUAUUAUAUUAAAUAAUACAAUUGACUGUAUAUUGUUUCGGAUAUAAAUGCAAUGAAAUGAUAUUUAAAACAAUAUUUCUCAAUA
This is a messenger RNA of Chelonus insularis, 1287 nucleotides long. RefSeq names its product protein nipsnap (gene Nipsnap). Lineage: Eukaryota; Metazoa; Arthropoda; Insecta; Hymenoptera; Braconidae. The coding region runs from base 144 to 995 and encodes 283 amino acids. The record is from RefSeq and is a predicted model, not a curated record. The transcript is spliced from 5 exons. Gene Ontology annotation, cellular component: mitochondrion.